AUGUGCCAGACCCUCACCGGCAAGGUUAUCCUCAUCACCGGCGGCACCGCCGGCGUCGGCGCCGGGACCACCAUCGGGCCGCCCCGACACAAGCCCGCGCACCUCCUCUUCACGGGGCGCAACCCCAAGACAGCCGAGUCGACCAUCUCCGCCGCCGCGCCGACCGAGCUCUGCAUUUCCGUCGUGGAGUGCGACCUCGCGGACCUCGCCUCCGUCAAGACGGCCGCCGACAAGGUGCUGUCUGACCUCGAUCGCCUCGACGUCCUCGUCUGCAACGCCGGGAUCAAGCUGCUACACGGCCGCCUUGGACGGCGGCACCGGGACGUCCGCGUGGUCAUGGUGACGAGCACCGCGUGGCGAGGGACGCGGCCGGGCGGGAUCGUGUUUGAGAAGAUCAGGACAGCGCAGGAGAUGGCGAUCGCGAAGCGGCAUCCGAAGAUCACCCCGGGCGUUGUUGCCACGGGUCUGGUUACGGAUCUAGGAUUUGUGGAUCGCGCGCUGAUCUACAUUCCCAACAUUGGUAAGGUGAAGACGGCCGAGGGCACUCACAAUCUGCUGUGGUCCAUCACUGCCCCCAAGGAGAGCAUCAAGCGUGGGGUCUUCUAUGAGCCGGUGGGUUUGUCCCCAAUGGAGACGAAAGCUAGUAAGGACCCGGAGCUUGGAAAGAAGCUCUGGGAUUGGACCAAGACUGAGUUGAAGAAAUGGAUGUAUUGA
Messenger RNA from Phialemonium atrogriseum, 714 nucleotides. Its product is annotated as oxidoreductase. The transcript is spliced from 4 exons. The record is from RefSeq and is a predicted model, not a curated record. NCBI's taxonomy places the organism in Eukaryota, Fungi, Ascomycota, Sordariomycetes, Cephalothecales, Cephalothecaceae. Bases 1 to 714 code for a protein of 237 amino acids.